AUGCGCUCGACGCGAUCACACCCGAGCGCGCCCGCGUCCGUCGCGCGUCGUCGCGCGUCGAGCACGUCGACGGGCGCGAACCGGCGGCGGCGCGCACGCAGAAUCCCGCGCGGCUUCGACGACAUCGACGCCGUCGCCGAGGACGUCUCCGUGGACGACUACGCGACGUGGCGACACGAAAAUCCAAAGCGGGCGAGCGCGUGGGAGGCGUACGCGGACGCGCGACCGGAGGGUGGGUCGUACUCGGUCGGGAAGAAGCCGCUGGAUGAACAGUUUUUGAGCGAACUCAUGCUCGCGUUGCUCAGAAAUCAUCGCCGAGGGGUGCGGGCGGAGGUGAUCUUGCAAAAGGUCCGAUCGAACAUGGAGCUUGAUGGGUACAAGAGCGUCCUGGUCGGGAUCGGGCGGAUGGAGCAGUGGGAGCUGGCGAGAGAGGUCAUCGAUUUCGUCAAGGCAGAGGGACGCGAGCGAGCGGAUGAGGUGUUGACGAGUAAUUGGUUCAUGGCGCUCGCAACGAGACGGUUGGAGGAGGAGGCGUAUGACGCGACGUGUGAUGUAUUCGAUUACAUGCGCGAAUUCGGGUCGAAACCGUCGGGGGAGACGAUCGAGGUCUUCGCGAGGUUGACGGACGCUGAACCGUACAUGACACAGGCGCAGCGGGAUAAAGUGCGAGAAAUCGCGGGAUGGCUUUCCGAAAGCGAUGCAGGUAAAGCGCUUUGGCACGUCCAUUUCGGUAAUCCCGCGGAAGAGUUUCAGCCCGGCGCUCCUGGAGCGCUUACCCCAAACCGCACAAUCAGCGUGGCCCUGGAGUCCGGGGACAUCGACCUCUACGGCGACAUCGACAAGCUUCGGGACAAAUUGAAAGAUUUUUACUAA
This is a messenger RNA of Ostreococcus tauri, 873 nucleotides long. RefSeq names its product unnamed product. The transcript is spliced from 2 exons. NCBI's taxonomy places the organism in Eukaryota, Viridiplantae, Chlorophyta, Mamiellophyceae, Mamiellales, Bathycoccaceae. The coding region runs from base 1 to 873 and encodes 290 amino acids. The record is from RefSeq and is a predicted model, not a curated record.